AUGUCUAUGAAUGAAAAGCCCGACGGGGUCACUGUCCUGACCCGGAACGAUAGCUACUAUUGCGAGCACCGCGAGCACUCCACCCGCGAGCGUCGUCCUGAGCCAGUGCAAUAUGUUCAGCAGCGCCAGAUCGCUGACCCGGCCCCUUUGGGGAUGUUGGCCUACGGCACCGUCUUCCUGUGCUCGUCCCUGCUGACAUUGGGUGCUGGGGGCGUCACCACGCCCAAUCUGGUCCUCGUAUUCGCUGUGUUCUUUGGUGGUAUAUCGCAAACGCUGGUCGGGUUGAUAGAAUUUUACCUUGGCAAUACCUUCGCGGCAACGGUCUUUACCGCAUACGGAGGUUUCAACUUCAGUUACGGUGCACUCUACCUUCCGCAGGUUGGUCUUGCGUCUGCGUACUCCGUCAAUGGUGUAGUCACUGAAGAGUUCACUCACGCCAUCGGCAUCUACCUAGCUAUCUGGUGCCUUAUCACUGGUGUAUUCUGUAUUGGGGCACUCCGGACGACAGCUCCCAUUGUGUGGACGUUGGGUAUGACAGUCCUUGCUCUCGCCUGCCUGUCUGGAAACUGCUUCCACCCCAACCCUCAUCUCAACACGGCCGGAGGGGCAUUCGGCAUUGCAGCUUCCGCGGGGGCCUACUACGGCGCGCUCUCUGGCUUCUACUCUAGCGCAUCAACGCUUGAGAUGAUCCGCAUCCCGCCCGUCGUGCUCGCGUACUCUGAGCCGCAGAGCGCUUGA
Messenger RNA from Fibroporia radiculosa, 738 nucleotides. RefSeq lists its product as uncharacterized. Gene Ontology annotation, molecular function: acetate transmembrane transporter activity. Gene Ontology annotation, cellular component: plasma membrane. The transcript has 9 exons. The coding region runs from base 1 to 738 and encodes 245 amino acids. The record is from RefSeq and is a predicted model, not a curated record. Lineage: Eukaryota; Fungi; Basidiomycota; Agaricomycetes; Polyporales; Fibroporiaceae.